GAGGGCGGAGUCCGCGCUGGCGCCCGCCGAGGGAGGGGGCGCUGUGGCCCGGGAGUCCGGCGCUCCCUCAGGCCGCGGACGCGAUGCUGGAGGCUGCGGGCCGGGCGGCGGGGUCGGCGGGGAUGUGACGCGCCGCCGCCGUCCCUCGCCUGUCGCCUGGCCGUCCCGGGACCUGCAGGGGGCAGGGUCAGCCGCCGCCGGGCCGUGACCGAGGACGAGGCGGCCAAGCGGACCUCCCCGCACGUUUGGUGGCAGCAGUGAUAUCUCAAGGAACCAUCUAGUCACAGUUGUGAACGGGGAGGAAUACAGACAUUGGAGCAGAGAAUCUGGUUGAGUUCUCUUUCUUUCUUCCCAAGUCCUGAGGAAGACCUUAGAUUCUGCCAGAAUUUAAGAACAAAUGCACCUAUAGCUCAUGGAAGAAAAAACACAAAUCAAGACAUUUUUGGGUUCCAAGUUGCCAAAGUAUGGAGCAAAAUCUGUAAGAAGUACUCUGCAGCCAAUGCCAAAUGGGACAGCAGUUAAUUUACUGGGAUCUUCCAAGAGCAGCAAUGUCAGAAGUUAUAUCAAAAACAAUGGCCCUGGUUGCCCUUCCUCACAUUCAUUUAGUUGGAGAACGACGAAUAAAUACCAACGUAGUGCCCAAAGUACUGAACAGUCUAAUAGCUCUCAAAGUUCACAUGAUAAAGUAACUGAUCCUGAAAAACAGGCACCUACUCAUGGAAUGUUUGACAAAAAUGGGAUAAAGGGAGGUUUGAAAAAUGUUUCCUUACUCACAUCAAAGUUAGUAAAGCCAUCCACUAUGUUUGUAUCAUCUACAGAGGAGUUAAACCAAAAGUCUUUAUCUGGGCCAUCUAAUUUGGGUAAAUUCACUAAAGGAACAUUAUUAGGAAGGACUUCAUAUUCUUCAGUCAGUGCUCCCAAACCACAGUUUAAUGGAUUUUAUGGAAAUCGGUCUGCUAGUAGUAUUCAGAGACCUAGAGCAAAUUCCUGUGCCACUAGAAGCAGUUCUGGAGAAAGCUUAGCACAAUCCCUAGACAAUAUUAAAUCUAUUACUUGCGAAAAAAUGGUAAGGUCUCAGAGCUUUUCACAUUCCAUUCAGAAUUCAUUCCUUCCACCUUCAUCUAUAACUCGAUCACAUUCCUUCAAUAGAGCGGUUGAUCUUACAAAGCCUUAUCAGAACCAACAGCCACCUAUUAGAGUGCCUCUAAGGUCAAGUAUGCUAACAAGAAACUCCAGGCAAUCAGAAGUACUCAAUGGGAAUGAACAUUUAGGAUAUGGAUUUAAUAGACCCUUUGCUGCUGGUGGAAAGAAGUUGACUUUAUCAAACGGCCCAGGCAUAACUUCCACUCUGGGUUAUAGGAUGAUUCAUCCCUCUCUACUGAAAUCUAGCCGGCCUCCAUUUUCUGGGAAUAUCACAGUGGACAGUAAUAGAAAUUCACAUGCUGACACGUGUGUGGAGGAUGAUGCUGCACUUUUGGUUAAGGAUGAAGCUAUUGAAAAGGACCAAGAACUAAUUGAAAACGAUAGUUACAGAACAGAAAACGACCAGACCACAAAGAGUGAUGCUAAAAUGAGAUACUUGAGUGACGAUGUAGAUGAUAUUUCAUUGUCUUCUUUGUCAUCUUCUGAUAAGAAUGAUUUAAGUGAAGAUUUUAGUGAUGAUUUUAUAGAUAUAGAAGACUCCAACAGAACUAGAAUUACACCAGAGGAAAUUUCUCUCAAAGAAGAAAAGCAUGAAAAUGUUCCAGCCAAGGAUAUAUGUGAUUCCCCUAAGGAAAAUGAGAAAUCCUUCACCAAAACUGAUGAAUGGAUAGAUAUAAGUGUCUCUGACAGGAGUGAAUGCCCAAAACAUACUUCUGGGAAUAACUUGAUUUCACCUGAUACAGAUUACAGAGCUGGCUCUUCAUUUGAACUUUCUCCAUCUGAUAGCUCUGAUGGAACAUACAUGUGGGAUGAAGAGGGUUUGGAGCCCAUUGGAAAUGUCCACCCUGUUGGAAGCUAUGAGUCUUCUGAAAUGAACAGCAUAGAUAUUCUGAACAAUCUUGAAUCUUGUGACUUGGAAGAUGAUGACCUUAUGCUUGAUGUGGAUCUGCCUGAGGAUACACCUCUUGAAAAUGUGGAGUGUGACAAUAUGAACCGCUUUGACCGAUCAGACAGAAAUGUUCGACAGUCUCAGGAAGGAUUUUGGAAAAGGCCGCCCCAGAGGUGGAGUGGGCAGGAACAUUACCACCUCAGCCAUCCCGACCACUAUCAUCACCAUGGGAAAAGUGACCUGAGCCGAGGCUCUCCUUAUCGAGAUUCUCCUUUGGGUCAUUUUGAAAGCUAUGGAGGGAGUCCAUUUUUCCAGACUCAGAAGAUGUUUAUAGACGUACCUGAAAAUACGGUGGUUCUGGAUGAGAUGACCCUUCGGCACAUGGUUCAGGAUUGCACUUCUGUAAAAACUCAAUUACUCAAACUGAAGCGUCUGUUGCAUCAGCAUGAUGGAAGUGGUUCCUUGCAUGAUGUUCAACUCUCAUUGCCAUCCAGUCCGGAACCAGAGGAGAGUGAUCAAAUAGUUAAGAAUGAAGAUUUAUUAAAUGAAAUAAAACAACUUAAAGAAGAAAUAAAGAAAAAAGAUGAAAAGAUCCAACUGUUAGAACAUCAGCUUGCUACUCGGUGUAACUGUCAUCAAAAUUCUCAAGAGGAAAAAUGCGCAUAUGUCGAUAAAUAUACUCAAACACCCUGGAGAAGAAUUUCUCCUCAAGUACUACAGCCUUCCAGCAGCCUUCCCCGACCCACAGACCACGCCCAGGGAAAACUAAUAAAACCACAACAUACCGAGGUCCACAGUGAACAUACAGUCCAGGGUACACAUCAUGGUGUUGCACGUCUGGACAGAAGCUUUAUCCCCAGCUUGAAGCAAGAAAGCAACCAGGGUCUGGAAGAACGUCCUUUUUCUGAAGGUCUUCAGUUCACUAAGGACGAGGCUAUGGGUGCAUCUUCUGAAGCAAACACGAACACGAACGUGGAUGCUCAAAAGCCUUAUCAUUUGGCAAGUAAUCAAAGUAGUGAUGAGCAGUUGGUACACACUUCUCUUCAGACACCCCCCCAGUCAAGUAUGGCAGACCAGGCUAAGAGAGUUGGAAGAAAUCAUUCUUCACCAGAGGGCUACGCGCACCAGCCCCAGUCCUCGCAGCAUUUUAAGCCAUCCAAGUUGAACUCUUUGGUACCUACUCCAGUUUCUGAAUCAUCACCAAGUAGAACUCCCACUUGUACGAUGUCACCAAUGAUCACACCAUGUGAUUCAGCAAAACUUCAGCCAACAUCUAGUCAAAUAAGUCUUGCAAAUUCAAAAGUAUCUAAGCUCCGUCCCCCUUCUAGCUCUUUCAAACAAAAACAACUGGGCUCCCCACGAGUUGAACCUCAAAAUUUCCAGGCCAAGACAAGCAUUCCAAGGCCACUAAUGAGAAGAAAAGAAAUCAUGCAGAAUCCAAAUGGCAGUUUGAAUUCUGGGGAUUGUUUGGCCUCUAAUCGUUAUUCUCGUCUUCCUAAACCAAAGAUGCAUUAAGUAUUUAGCCAUCACCUGCAAAUUUGCUUUGUUCUUAAAAAAAAAAAUCUGUUGUAUAAUAGCAUAUAAUUUGCUACUAUGAUGCAGGUUCCAUUGAGAGCUUGCAAAUCUUAAAAUUAAAAUAUGGAAACAUACUAGUUUGACUCUUCCAUUUUAUAUCCUGGUUGAAAUACAUAGCAUUUGUCUCAGGUAAACACAGAAGUUUGCUUACCUAUCUCAGAAGCAUAUAGAAGACUUCAAUCAUAUUAUCUAUCCCCUGCACAUCAGGAAACUAUAUUCCAUUUAGCAGGCAAGAAAUGUGUGUUGCUAAUGCAGUCCUUCUAGGUCUGUUUUAACUGUGAUUCUCACCCUUUUCUUUCAUGUGUCCCUCAUGUAAAUAUGGCUACUAUUUUAACUAAAGAUUUGGUGAUAAUGGAAGACGAUAGUUGGUAAGCAGAGUUCUGGCCAGUGAUUUGUAUAUUUAAAAGGUCUAUGCAAAGCUCUGUAAUAAAGGAGAUCAGUCUUUUAAUGAGGAGUCUAUAAAAGUUUUAUAUAUUUUUUUUCUGGGAUCAGGAAGCUAGUAGUCUCAAUAUUUGUUUAUCAGUCAGAUUGCCCACACUUAAAAUGUUUCGUAUAACAUAUGAACUUAUGUUGCUUGAACAUCUUGUUUUAUAUACAUACACACCUGUCAUACCCCAGUUUUUAAUUGUUUUUGCUUUUGGAUACAUUUGGAAAGCUUGAGAUAAAGUUUGAAUCCUUAUACCUAAAGGUAUUUAUUUAUAAAUAUAUGUCAGUGAAGGUUUUCCUAGUGAUUUAGUUUUGAGCUUAUGGAUCCAUUUUAAAGUUUCACUGCAUAUAUUUUAAAUGGUUUUUAUUGUAAUAUUUAUAUUUAUUGAAUUACUGCUAUUAUCCGAAGACUGGAAGGAAUAGAUUUGAAAUGUUUGCACAAACCUCUGAUGGGCUAUAAAUAACCAUACAGAUGAUUUUAAGGCUAUUUUCUAUAGUAAAGCAAGUGAAGAUAUUUUGAGAAUAAUCAUAAACUUAUUUAAGACCUACUCUAGAGAAAAGCAGAAUUCAUGAUAGUUUUAUUGCUGUUUCUUUCCCCGCAAGUUUUCUAGGCUUCCCUUUUAUGUUUAUUCACUUUGACAGUUUCUUGAAAAGUAGAUUGGGAAGAAAAGUACAGUUGGAGAGAACACACUGUAACUUAUAAAAAAAGUAAUAGAAGAUAAGUCUAGGGAAAUACGCUAAUUUAUUUUAAUGUGCUGUGAAAGUAGCUGUGGAACCUUCCAGGAACCAUAUCUACUAACCUAAUCAUGCUCAGGCCCACUCAUGAGCUAGGUCAGUAAAUUUCUCCUCCUUUUCUCCAAAAUCAUGUCAGUCUUAGACUUCACCUAUAAUGCUUUAAAGUUAAUGCUUUAAUUGAAGUGAAUGUUUUUUCAGACAGCCUUUUAGAAAUUUAAUUUUUGUUUUGAUCCGCUGAGCAAAGAUGUGUUAAGAGGAAUUCUGGCCAACAACCUCAAAUUUCUGGAAAAUUUUCUUUUUUUGUCAGGGAUUGAACCUAGGGUCUCAUGCCUUUGCUCUGCCACUGGAGUACUCAAGGAAUUCCUUUCAAACACACACAUUGGUGACACAUCUCUCUUUUCCAUUGCCUUUUGGGGCCAUGACUGACUGCUCAGGGGCUGUUCCCAGCACAUUGGCCAGGUGUGACUCCCAGCAGUACUGGGGGACGACACAGUGCUCGGGAUCAAAUCAGGCCUCCUGCAUGCACUGCCUGUGCACUUAGCCCCUUUGAGCUAUCUGCCUGGCCCUGUCUCCAUUUUUCCCCUUUUCUUUUUCUUUCUUUUUUUUUUUUAAUUUUGUAUUUAUAAUUACUUUUGUUUUUGUUUGGGGGCCACACCCGGCAGUGCUCUGGGCUUACUCCUGACUGUACUCAGGAAUUACUCCUGGUGGUCAAGGGACCAUAUGUGGUACCCAGGGUCAAACCUGGGUCAGCCACAUGCAAGUCAGAAUGCCCUACUGCUGUACCAGUGCUGCCGCCUCCUCUGUUUACCUUUUAAGAGCACUAAAGCUGGUGCUUUAAUGGAAAUUUACGAAGAGAUGUUUGUUACCAUUUAGGCUUAAUGUGCCUUUAUCAGGAAAAGCAUUUCAGUGAAUUUACCAUUCACUAGAUACACAACGUUCUUGAUAAGAGGUAAACGACACAAAUUCGACUAAUUUCAUUCCACGGCAUUCUGUGGAGAAACACUAAAAUUCUGAAAGUUUUUUCAUAGCCCAAAUAUUAUUUAGUAUAAAGUGGCCAGACAUGUAGAGUGCUUGUUUGUUCAUAAAAGUGCAUUGUGAUAACAGCAGCCAUAAGUGAGUACACAUGGUCUUCCAUUGUGAAAGAGAAAACUGAUUAUAUAUAAUGCAAAUUGAAUAUAUCACACUAUAUUUCCCUAAUGUAAAACAGACCCAUAAGCUAUUAGGUUUUGGUUUAUUUAGAAGAAGGGUAGACUCUCAACGGAACAUUAUUUACAAGUAGGCCUUUAUUUUUAUGGCAAACUC
Messenger RNA from Sorex fumeus (smoky shrew), 6070 nucleotides. It is a transcript of the gene CCSER2, whose product is annotated as coiled-coil serine rich protein 2. Gene Ontology annotation, molecular function: microtubule binding. Gene Ontology annotation, cellular component: microtubule cytoskeleton. Gene Ontology annotation, biological process: microtubule bundle formation. Lineage: Eukaryota; Metazoa; Chordata; Mammalia; Eulipotyphla; Soricidae. The transcript is spliced from 11 exons. Bases 413 to 3547 code for a protein of 1044 amino acids. The record is from RefSeq and is a predicted model, not a curated record.